AAACGUUUUCUUCUGAGUAUGUUCUGCUGAGUCAACCAACACAGAGGAUUAGGAGAACGUGGACGAAGAAGCCAUGGACUCUAUCGUCUCCAGUUCGACGGUUCUUAUCCGAUCAUAUCUCACUCCUCCGGUUCGUUCACUUUCUCCGGCUUCUUCCGUCUCCGUCAAGCCUCUCAGCUCAGUUCAGGUCACCUCCGUCGCGGCUAACCGCCACCUACUUUCGUUCAGGUCUGGUGGCAGACGAACCAGGAACAUCUCAAAUUCGGCGAUAAGAUGCGGCGGAAUCAAAGAGAUUGGGGAGAGUGAGUUUUCGAGUACGGUUCUUGAAUCGGACCUGCCGGUAUUGGUAGAGUUCGUCGCUACUUGGUGCGGUCCCUGCAAAUUGAUCUAUCCCGCCAUGGAAGCCUUAUCUCAGGAAUAUGGUGAAAAAUUGACAAUUGUAAAGAUUGAUCACGACGCUAAUCCCAAGUUGAUAGCAGAUUUCAAGGUUUAUGGUUUACCUCAUUUCAUCCUCUUCAAGGACGGCAAGGAGGUUCCAGGUAGCAGAAGAGAAGGUGCUAUAACGAAGGCCAAGCUUAAGGAGUACAUUGAUAGUCUCUUGAACUCAAUAUCUGUUGCGUGAAAAUCCCUAUUCGCACCGGUAUUCCUCUGUCUCAACACUGUUUUUUUCUAAUUGUAAACAAAUCUCUUCAGUUGUGAUCUUCAUCAACCGUCUCUCGUUUGAUGUGUAUAUCUCGCAACAAGUUUUACAAAUAGAAAAGACUUGAGCUGUUAUCAGAA
Molecule: messenger RNA, 780 nt
Organism: Capsella rubella
Lineage: Eukaryota; Viridiplantae; Streptophyta; Magnoliopsida; Brassicales; Brassicaceae
Product: thioredoxin X, chloroplastic
Exons: 2
Coding region: 74-622 (182 amino acids)
Cellular component (GO): cytoplasm
Molecular function (GO): oxidoreductase activity, acting on a sulfur group of donors, disulfide as acceptor
Source: RefSeq, a predicted model, not a curated record